GACGACGACGAAGAAGAAGAGGUGCAGCCAACUAACUUGCCACCAUAUUUAAGAAGUUGUCAUGCUACCCUCUCAGAAGAUUUAGCUCCCUCUUCCUCUCUCCUCCCUCCAAACCAAACUCUUGUUCUUCAUCACCAUCAUCAGGCCCUAGCUUGCUUUCUUGAUUCCUGUACAGACUGAAACUGGUUCCGAAGAUUCAGAAAUAAAGUCGGGUUUACGAAGUUUUUGGGCAACUUGAAAGUACUUUCUCUUGAGGAACUUUUCUUUGUGUAGGCCCUCACAAAUGGCGGUAAAGAUGAAGGGAAUCUUCAAAGGGCUGAGGAUAUUCUCGCACAUGUUUGCAGCUCAAAAGGAGCAUGAGAUGGAAAUUGGGUUCCCUACAGAUGUAAAGCAUGUGGCUCACAUAGGUUUGGGCACCAGUGACACAUCUCCAAGCUGGAUGAAUGAGUUCAAGUCAUCAGAAGAUUUAUCUGCAGGCUCUCUGAGCACAGCUGAGCAGUCAAGGCAGACUUCUUGGACCUCUACAGACUUUGAGCCAGCAAGAUCCAUGCUGCCAACUGAGAUUAAUUUCCCAGACAGACCAGCGCAGGAGUCCUCCUCCUGCCCCCCAAGAGGCCCCAGGAAGGCAAGGAGGAAGAAGACCAGGACAUCGUCCCCUACCUCCUCGGCAAGAUCGUCUUCGUCGAGGUCGAGGGCCUCCUUCGCGACGGCGUUCGAUGAUUUCAACGAGUCGCAAAGAGGGGUUCGAGUCGUCUAGAAACCUUGUGUGACCACCUUGCAUAUACAUACAUGUUUCUGGUUUAGGGAGGGAAAUGAUUUGUGAAUUGCUUUAUUCUUUGUCCAGUUUAUUAACAGUUGGAGCCAUGGUUGGAAAUGCAAAAGUAAGUUGGAAGGUCGAUCGAUGUUUUGUCCAUAAAGCUUUGGUAUCACACAAUCGCA
Molecule: messenger RNA, 939 nt
Organism: Hordeum vulgare subsp. vulgare (domesticated barley)
Lineage: Eukaryota; Viridiplantae; Streptophyta; Magnoliopsida; Poales; Poaceae
Product: CRIB domain-containing protein RIC10-like
Exons: 5
Coding region: 284-757 (157 amino acids)
Source: RefSeq, a predicted model, not a curated record